Messenger RNA from Piliocolobus tephrosceles (Ugandan red Colobus), 1313 nucleotides. RefSeq names its product hes family bHLH transcription factor 5 (gene HES5). Lineage: Eukaryota; Metazoa; Chordata; Mammalia; Primates; Cercopithecidae. The record is from RefSeq and is a predicted model, not a curated record. Gene Ontology annotation, biological process: regulation of DNA-templated transcription. Bases 94 to 594 code for a protein of 166 amino acids. Gene Ontology annotation, molecular function: DNA binding; protein dimerization activity. The transcript has 3 exons.
UCCAGCCCGGGACGCGCUUGGCCCUGCCCGCGCCCGCUCGCUUCGUCUUGCCCGGCCUCCCCGCGUUGCCUCCUCGCCUGUUCCGCGCCAGGCAUGGCCCCCAGCACCGUGGCCGUGGAGCUGCUAAGCCCUAAAGAGAAAAACCGACUGCGGAAGCCAGUGGUGGAGAAGAUGCGUCGCGACCGCAUCAACAGCAGCAUCGAGCAGCUGAAGCUGCUGCUGGAGCAGGAGUUCGCGCGGCACCAGCCCAACUCCAAGCUGGAGAAGGCCGACAUCCUGGAGAUGGCUGUCAGCUACCUGAAGCACAGCAAAGCCUUCGUCGCCGCCGCCGGCCCCAAGAGCCUGCACCAGGACUACAGCGAAGGCUACUCGUGGUGCCUGCAGGAGGCCGUGCAGUUCCUGACCCUCCACGCCGCCAGCGACACGCAGAUGAAGCUGCUGUACCACUUCCAGCGGCCCCCGGCCGCGCCCGCCGCGCCCGCCAAGGAGCCCAAGGCGCCGGGCGCCGCGACCCCACCCGCGCUCUCCGCCAAGGCCACCGCCGCCGCCGCCGCCGCGCGCCAGCCCACCUGCGGCCUCUGGCGGCCCUGGUGACCCGGCGGGACCUGAGGGCGCGCGGCCCGAGGACCAGAGGGCGAGCCUGCUCCUCUCGCCUGUAGGGAAGCGCCUUCCCGCCGUCGUCCGCCCAGGGCUUGGACGCGCCCUUCUCCGGAAGGCUCCAGCCCCAGGCUGGCCGGCCCGCAGGAGCCCCAUUCUCAGAGAAUGUGUGUGCAGAGUCCCUGCCGUUUUAGGACAAUCAGGGCCCAUCUUCUGCCAAGUGUCUGACCCCAUGGGGUUGUUCUGUGUUUGCAUUUAAGCAAGUGACUUCUGGGAAGUCCCCGGCCGCCCGGGGUUCUAUGAUAUUUGUAGUGCCGGGGUUCGCACGCCAGUGCCCCCAGCCUGUAGAGGACUUUCUUCAGGGCCCGUAGCUGCUGGGCGCACCCCUGGCAGGCGGGCUGUGCCGCGGGCACAUUUGCCUUUUGUGAAGGCCGAACUUGAGCUGUAUCCUCAUAGGAAGCAGUGAUCACCGCGGACGGGCGCCCAGGACCCUGCCGGCUGUGGCCAAAAGGCUCCGAGUGUGCCUGGUGGUCUGGCUGGAGCGCACAGUGGGCUGUCUGGGGAGGGUGGGUGCCUCCACUAUGAUCCUUAAAGGAUUCCUCUGUGUGGGUGGAUGCGUGUGGGCAUGACUUUGUACUCAGAAAUUGAACUCUCGGUCACGUGGAAGCCACGGGACUGCUCUGAAGCCGCUAAUAAAAUCUGACUGUUCAGCCCCC